CAGUAAAUUAUCACUGGAUGGGUGUUUUUGAUCCGUUUUUCUUGUGUUGAGAAGUUUUGUGUGCUCAGAUUUCUCUGAGCUCAGCUUUAUUUUCCGAUCACUCUCGCGCCAGUCCCUUGUAUCUCGCGCGCUGUUCCGGAAGGGGUUUCACACGCUCCACAACAGACCAAUCAGAGGACAGGUUUCCCAGGAAACGUCCUGUUGCCAUGAAGUUGUGCUGAAGGUUGUAGCAGCUGUGGACGGCAACCAGGUGUGUUACAGCUACAAGCGGCGGAUUCAAGGACAGCUAGUACAGUAGAUUGAAAGAACUCUGAAGUGAUUUCAUCAUAAAAUGUCACCUCUGUCGUUGCAGUACUUCCAGUCAAAACUUCAAAUGGAUACAGUGGCGAAAGCCUUGGAAGAAGUCCUCACCUCUGCCUUGCCACAGGGCUGCAUUACAGUUGGUGUCUACGAGGCAGCUAAGUCCCUCAACGUAGACCCUGACAAUGUGGUUCUGUGCAUCUUGGCCACUGAUGAGGACGAUGUUAAAGACGUGGCCCUGCAGAUUCACUUUACGCUCAUUCAGGCUUUCUGCUGCGAGAACGACAUCAACAUCCUGAGAGUCAAUAACACCCACCGCCUGGCAGAGAUCCUUGGAGGGGGUGGAGGAAAACAGAGCGGGGGUGAACCUAUGGACCUGCACUGUGUCCUUGUCACUAGCCCUCACUCGACAUCAUGGAAGGACCCGGCUUUGAGCAAACUCAACCUAUUCUGCAGAGAGAGCCGCUGCAUGGAUCAGUGGGUCCCCAUCAUCAAUCUCCCUGAACGAUGAACAUCCCAGGAUCCAAAAAAACCUGUCCAGAAACAGAUCAUAUCUGCACAGGAAGCAUGUCUUAAACCCCAACUGACGCACGUUACCACCCAGAGAAUAAAUUCUGCUGCUAUGCCAGUUGGUUAAAAGAGAAAAAAGGAAGAAAAACACAUGCUGUCUGCUGUGGGAUGUGUUUAAAAGGAAAAUAAAAAGCGUGGGGUCGGAAUUUCCACUUCGAACUGGGUUUGUUUGGAGUUACGUCCGUCAGCCUUUGCGAGCAACAGGAGAUGGCGAAGGACUUUAUUCGUCUGGAGGUGGAAGUGUUAUUAAGCAUGUGUGCUAUUCAGUGUGAAGCCUGUAGCUGAACACAAGGACUGUAUCAUGUUUGUUUGGGAAGGUCCCUGUGACGAGCUGAAGAAGUUGGGAGGAACCGGAGCAUGGAGCUGUUGAGCGGACCAAGGACUCAGUCUGUCUAUGCAAAAAUAAAGCACUUGUAAAAACACUGGACCUAAUGCAGUUUAACUUAUUCAUUACAACUGUUCAUGUUGAGGUUGAUGUUAUAAUUUCAAAAGGGAAGGGCUACACAUCCAGUGAAGACAUUCUGUUUGUUUAGUGUUUCUUCUACCUAUCUACUAUCUAUAAAUACACCAGCUGGUUUUUGGCACAAGUGAAGUAGUUCUUUUGUUCAAAUGUAAGUUAUUUCUAAUUAUAUUUAUGCAUAUUUAUGUUAUUUUUUUACACACUAGCAAGAUCUGAGUACCAAAUAAAUGUUUUACUGUCAAUAAAAUCUUUUUGAAAACAAAA
This is a messenger RNA of Girardinichthys multiradiatus, 1594 nucleotides long. RefSeq names its product growth arrest and DNA-damage-inducible, alpha, a (gene gadd45aa). Lineage: Eukaryota; Metazoa; Chordata; Actinopteri; Cyprinodontiformes; Goodeidae. The coding region runs from base 332 to 811 and encodes 159 amino acids. Gene Ontology annotation, cellular component: nucleus; cytoplasm. Gene Ontology annotation, biological process: regulation of cell cycle. The record is from RefSeq and is a predicted model, not a curated record. The transcript has 5 exons.